Messenger RNA from Arachis ipaensis, 833 nucleotides. Its product is annotated as putative ribosome biogenesis protein RLP24. The record is from RefSeq and is a predicted model, not a curated record. Gene Ontology annotation, biological process: ribosomal large subunit biogenesis. Gene Ontology annotation, cellular component: nucleolus. Lineage: Eukaryota; Viridiplantae; Streptophyta; Magnoliopsida; Fabales; Fabaceae. Gene Ontology annotation, molecular function: structural constituent of ribosome.
UGAAUCCAUAACAAAAACAAAAAGAGAAAACCCUAAAACCUAAACCCUUUUCCAGUUGCUGUUCUCUGUAGCAGUGCAGCCACAAUGAGAUUGGAGAAGUGUUGGUUUUGUUCCUCAACCGUAUAUCCUGGUCAUGGAAUCCAGUUCGUUCGUAAUGAUGCCAAGAUUUUUCGAUUUUGUAGGUCUAAAUGCCAUAAGAACUUUAAAAUGAAGAGGAACCCUCGUAAGGUCAAAUGGACCAAGGCAUAUCGAAGAGUGCAUGGAAAGGAUAUGACUCAGGAUUCAACGUUUGAAUUCGAGAGGAAGCGGAACAAACCUGAGAGAUAUGACAGGAACCUUGCUGAGAAUGUGCUUAAGGCCAUUCCUAAGAUUGAUAAAAUCAGGGUCACCAGAGAGGAGAGACACCAUAAGAAUAGGAUGAAGGGAAACAAGGUGAAGGUGCAGAGGGAGGCUACGAAGGAGUUGGAGCAGGGUAUCAGGAUCCGUCUCUCACUUUACCAAAGAUCAAAGUCACGGUUUCCCAACAGCAAUCACAGCAGAAUCGACCUAUGGAAGAGUGAUUCGUUUGGCAAUGCUCGCCUUAUUUUGUUCCGGUUUGAUAUUUGCGGCCGGAUUAGUGGCCUUCUGAGGUCCAAAUUACUAGUGUUAGUUUACUUGAGAGAUGAUUCAUGUCAUGUUGUGAAUGUUAUGGUUUUGAAAGAGAGUUUUGGGGUGAGCUUUUUGUAAUGUAAACAUUGAAUGUGAUACAUUGUGAGACAUAGUUAUAUAAAGCAUAUCAGAAUGGUGUGUCUGCUUGGGCAUAGCAUAUAUUCAAUCCAAGUUAAGAUUUAAGA